This is a messenger RNA of Cutaneotrichosporon cavernicola, 579 nucleotides long. RefSeq lists its product as uncharacterized. The record is from RefSeq and is a predicted model, not a curated record. Gene Ontology annotation, biological process: post-translational protein targeting to endoplasmic reticulum membrane. The transcript is spliced from 3 exons. The coding region runs from base 1 to 579 and encodes 192 amino acids. Lineage: Eukaryota; Fungi; Basidiomycota; Tremellomycetes; Trichosporonales; Trichosporonaceae. Gene Ontology annotation, cellular component: TRC complex.
AUGGCACACCCAAUCCACGCCGUCGAUCACGUCAACGCCUUUGACCCGGCCGGACUGUCGUCCCAGACGAGCGCCAAGAUCGCCUCCAUCGUCGCGCAGCAGGAGGCCGUACUGCGCUUCCGCAAGUUUGACAGCGACAUUGCGUGGGAGGUGGGUAACGUUGUGCGUGAGACGUUCUUGGCUGCGCGUGCGGCAGGCCGACAUGCCGUGAACAGCGGUAUCGUCAUCCACAUCGAGACGUUUACGGGCCACACGCUGUUUUCGUGUGCGGUCGGGCCGUCGCCUACGGUGGGGCCUGACAACUGGAUCUGGGUGCGGGGCAAGUUUAACGUCGUCAAGCGCUUCAACGUCUCGAGUUUGCGUAAGGGACGCGAGAUUGCGGCCAAUGGUCAGACGCCCGAGCAGAAGGGCCUCAACUUUCCCGAGUUUGCGUGCCAUGGCGGCGCCUUCCCAAUCUGGCUCGCGGGGUGCGAUGUUGCGCCCAUUGGCGCCAUUGUCGUCUCAGGCCUCCCCCAGCUCGAGGACCACCAGCUCAUCAUCGACUCGUUCGCAAAGGCCGACCAGCUGUUCCACGUCUAG